CGGUACUAGCUCAUCGCAGAAGUUCAACUAUACUUCAAUGCACGAACAGUACAACUACUUCAAUGCACGAAUUUCUGACCGUAAUGACGAUGUUGAAUCUACUGUUGACUCAGUGUCAUUGCAAAUUGGUCCAAUGCAAAGAAUAUCAUGACGAGACUCAUUCCCCUCUUUCUACAAUCCGACGCAAGAAGACCUAAUGCGACUGAGACAAUGUCAAGGACAGAAAAACUCACUCUAUCGCUAUCCAUCAUGAAAGAGCCCCCGACGUGUGAAUGGGAAAACAACAAAUGCGAUGAUCGAGGUCGUGCAAAAACUUGUUCUCAGAUAGCGAUCGGUUCAGGCACUACACCACCAAAUUGAUGUCAAGGUCCUUAUAAAAAAUGCAAGAACUACCUCAAGUAGAACAUUGAUUGUUCUGACAUAUUCAUAAUUCGGUCGAAGAUAAAUACGCUUAAGCGCGCUGUUAUUCGCUCCUGUGCGCGAAAUUUUAGAAUACGGUAAGUCACCAGUAGUUGUCCGGCGGUCGCAGCCAUUUUAUUAUAUUUUUGGCCAAACAAAAGCUCUUCAGCGACUAUAAGGUAGAAGUUGAAAUUUAGAUUUUAAAUAAGGCACCGUUUUUGGAUGGAGAGAGGAACUAUUACCAUUGCGCUUCGAGUAAAUUUACCUCUGCGAGGAGAUCGAGUUAAGAUUUUUGGUCGUUCUUAUUAUUCUAGUUUGAUAGCUGUAGCUAGUUCUUCUGCAGCCUUUGUCAUAGAUUUUUUUUCGUUUCACCUUUCGAGCCGGUAUCUUAAAUUUUUCAAAAAAAAUUAUUAUACCGUUUAAUACGCACUAUAUCGAAGAUGAGCUCAGCAACUCCUGCUCGCAGAAAUUUCAGUCGUGUGAACAAAAAGAUUCACUUGAAUUUCUUCGAUUUUGCGCAAGAUGAUGAGGAUGCAGAGGUGGGGGCUCUUCCUGAUGCUCUUCCACCAGCUGUAGAGGCCACACGAGGACCUCCUUCACCAGGUCCACCUCGUGCAGCUGGUGCUGAUUAUACGAAAACGUUGACUACCGCGCCGACGAUGGAGCUUCAUUCAGGUUCUAGCAUAGAAGUCUCUAUGGAGGUUUUUUCGUCAUCAACAAUUACCACUGCUGGUGAAGUAAACACCAGUUCUACUCCUAGCGCUAAUCCGAAGGACAGCUACAAGAAUAAACCUACUAUGUUAUUAACCAACAACACGGUGCCCCCGCCCGUCCCACGGCGGUUUCAUAUUUCCCCUCCAUCGUCUCCCACCUGGAGCUGUGCUUCUACUUUUUUUUAUAAGGACUACAAUAAUAUUGAAACUUGUUCUGAGAGAAGUUAUGCUGUUCGUUCUCAUUGUGGUCACGUAGACUACACACGCAGUCGCAGUCGAGACGUACUUUUAGAUGAAGUGGACAGUGUUGUUGUACGAGGGCCAGAAGCUGCUGCUGCUGCACAAGUGGACGAGCGGCCUCGCCAACCAGGGCGACGUGGUCCGUGCUAUGAUUUUGUCUCCGAAAAAACGAAAUUCAUAGCUGAAAGACGAGACGUUGGUGGUACUAGUACUGGUGGACCUCUACAUAGAAGUAGAACAACAAGUAGCUGCUUUUUAUUAGAGAAUUCAGAAGUUUCAAAUACCGUAGUUUUUUCACAAGAGCAAAAAAAGGACCACCUAAAGAACAGCUACUUCCCGAAUGAACUACGUGCGAAUUAUAGUAGUACCGGCCACGAAGGAGCUGCACUUCUCGAUGCCACGAACAAAGAUAACUCGUGGCCUUCAGCUCGUUUAAGCGAAAGAACCGCGUCCUCUGCGGCGGCUCAGCAGGGCGAGAGCGUCGACGAACCCCGUCAUGAUCUAGAAGUGCCUGAGGUUUUCGUGCAGGACGAGGAGUUUAUUUUUCCGAAGAUACUAAAUGAAACCACGCGCACGUCGACCUCAACAUCCACUGAAGAAGUAGGUGUGAAGCCACUACUUGCUGCAGAAGAGGUUUUCGACGUCGACAGAUCAUCUGUAUUGCCGCGAAAAAAUAUAAGCACGACCAAGAGCUUGAGCUGGAGCGUUGACGAGGACCCUAAGAACGUGAACGGCGGCCCCAGAGUAGAUGUUGUAGAAAGAGUCUCUACUACACCUCCGGACCCUACCCCCAGAACCACUGUGAGCUCCGGUAGCAGUAGAAGUAGCAGUUCUGAGGAUCACGACGUCGUCGAAAGAGGUGACGAAUUUGGUAUCGGGGAGGAGGACCACCACCACGAUCUUCACGAAGGAAGAGAAAGUUGUUUCACUUUCACCCCCGCCCCGUCGUCUGCUGCAGCUGCUGAGCCUCCAGUCGACGACUCAAUUAUAGAGGAACUGGAAGUAGACGUAGAGGAACAGGACCAAAUAGACCACGAAGAGCUGCCUGUGACUGCUUGUACUUCUUCUACUUCUUCCACCGAACCUCCGGAAAGAACAAGCUUCGGCAAUUUGUAUAAUUCCAGCGACAAGAAAAACAUUCGUAAUUAUCCGGAGCACGUCCACGUCACCAGCGGUUCCGCAGUCGCGGAGAACUCUUGUGAAGAAGACAAAGAUCGCUCUGAAGAAAAUAUUUCGUCUUUGUCCCGCCGCCCCCGCGACGAGGUCUUAUCUUCUGCACCCUGUUCAUCAUUCACACAAAAUUUUACGCAGCAAGUAGAGUUAACAGACCCAAAAAUAACUACUUCAUCGUCUCCGGCGGCUGCGACGACCUCCACACCCGAAGAAGAUCAACAUGACGUCGACCCUGAAGUAGAACCACUCCUUUCAUCCAACACGACUUCAAAACUACGAACAACCUCCCCUCGAAUCAAAACCUCCAGCCGUUCUGCUGCUACAGCGGUACUAUUUGGCGCAGUUGGAGACACCAGCACCACUCCGGGGGCUAGGCCGAGGCGCAAUAGUGAGGAAGAUUCGGUAGACCGCGGUGAAGAUCGGCUAGAAGAACUUGAAGAAGAAGACCACGAGGAGUCCUCCGGGGUGGACCACGGAUCGGAAAGAGAGAACAACUGUAACGACAAAAACUACAUCAGUGCAACAAGAAGUCCUACUAGCACAGCAGCCAGUUCUUGUACUAGCUCAGAGGACGGAGAAGAACUUCUUGCAGAAGGAGGGACUACACCAGAAGGGGCUAGAUCUACAGCUCAACAAGACGAGCAGCAGAAGUUCAGCUCCCGCUAUUACCAGAAUUCCCUGUUCUACCGAGGCAUGUCUCUCCCCGAGGUCCGCGUGAAGCCCUCCGCCGCGUAUACGGCGGAAGUGGUGGUCCUGAUAACGACACUGGGAACAAAACGAACGGAGUUCAACGCGGGACAGCGCGCCCGGGAUUUGCUGGAAAUAAAACGAGCGCACUUUAAAAUCAUCGACUUCAACCGGGACGCGAGGGCACAAAGUAUAUAAUUAUCGAAAUCCAUCUUUUGUAGCGAGUAGUUUGCGGGGCGUUACAAGUAUGCUCUCUGUGCCUGGUGAAGAAAGCGUAGUGGAUAGGAGUGUAUGGUCGUCGUGGUUAGUUGUUGUCAUACGUGUGAACAUGCUUCACCAGCACCGCACCACAGCAUAAAAUAAUUCAACACCCGAAUCAUGAUCCAACAAAUUCAUGAAAAAUAAAAUCACAGCUACCGUCGUCCAGGGCAAGGCAAUAGCGAAACUUUCCAGCAUACGAAAACGAAAAAAACUUGGUUCGGCAUCUUCGCAUCAGAGUUUGCGUAAAGUGUUUGUUUAUUCAACGCGAAUCAACAUCGCUCGAGGGUAAGGAGAAGGACGAGUCAACUUUGCAUUCUGACGAGGAGACGAGCAGGAUAGUGACUUACACAAAAUCAGGAGAACAACGAACCGGAUACAACAAAACCAUCGCUUUAUUCUUGCAUCUAAAAAUCUGCACCGAUCGAAGAAUUUUUCGUUUUCAAAACCGGAGCAGUCGAAAUGGAGGAGGCUCCACACCGACGACGAUGACGAUUUGAUACUACCCCAGAUUUUAUCAAAUGCAAAUAUGUCUGGGUCUGGAAGGUAGUUGCAAGAUUUGUCAUGUAGAUUUUCCAUAACCCAUGAGGUCUGGAGUGCGGGACCCAGCAUGACAGAUUCUUUGAGGUCUCUCCCAUGCCUAUGCUGCAUGAGAAACUCCCUCUCAACCUGGUCAAAAAAGGACAGCUUUUGGUGCUCAUGCAAGACAGAUUUUUUCACUAUUCAGAUUUAGCAUGAGAAGUUCAAGUUGCAAUCUUCCAGACAUCCCGGGAUAUUUGCAUUUCAUAGAUUUUCAUCGACGGGCUUUAUGUGGGAGACGCAGACGACCUGCAAGGGUUAGAGGACGACGGGCUACUAGAUGCGCUGCUGCGAAGGGAAAAGUGCCCGUGUAGGAACGGAAAAGCGGGAUUGUGUACUACUAAUUAAUACAACUUGGUUCAUCCGGUCGUGGUUGAUUUCUCAUGUAGGAAAAACAUUACGUACAGUCUGUGUCUGUCAUGCUUUUUAUGCAUAAGAUGAUUGUUCCGAAGAACACAACAUCAACCACUUCAGGUAACGCCGACCGAGAAGAGGAUCAGAAGAACUGUGGCCGGUGCGGCGAGCGUUUCCAAGAGCUGCUCCCGGGCGCUUUCACAUUUGGUAUGAAAGUACGCGAGUGUGAGGAGUACGAGAGGUUUGUCGGAUAAAACAAGAAUACAGCGAAAAACUUCUUUCCGUACUAUAUCUAUCAGCACAAAAAACGCAGCGGGAAAACGAAAAAAUGAACUCCGAGCUUUUGCUUUUGAGCUCAACAUCAACAAUGGCGACAUCUUCUAUGGGAUAGAAUACGGAAUUACAAUUAUGAAAGUAGCCGUUUAUAACUGGC
Amoebophrya sp. A120 is the source of this 4836-nucleotide messenger RNA. The record is from the annotation of a GenBank genome assembly. NCBI's taxonomy places the organism in Eukaryota, Dinophyceae, Syndiniales, Amoebophryaceae.